Molecule: messenger RNA, 9639 nt
Organism: Bufo bufo (common toad)
Lineage: Eukaryota; Metazoa; Chordata; Amphibia; Anura; Bufonidae
Gene: MYO9A
Product: myosin IXA
Exons: 44
Coding region: 881-8761 (2626 amino acids)
Biological process (GO): intracellular signal transduction
Cellular component (GO): myosin complex
Molecular function (GO): ATP binding; GTPase activator activity; protein binding
Source: RefSeq, a predicted model, not a curated record
CAGAGACUCCACAUUACAGGGCACGCUGCCGGACUGGCGGUGAGUGGCUGCAGCAGAGACUCCACAUUACAGGGCACGCUGCCGGACUGGAGGUGAGUGGCUGCAGCAGAGACUCCACAUUACAGGGCACGCUGCCGGACUGGAGGUGAGUGGCUGCAGCAGAGACUCCACAUUACAGGGCAGGCUGCCGGACUGGCGGUGAGGGCGCUCGGCUCCGAGUGGCUGCAGCAGUCGCCGUCUCCUCGGAUGUGCACUGCUCGGCGUAGUAAAUCUGUGUCUCUCUCUGAACACGCCUGUCUGCGCUGCUCCCUCCCCCUCUCCCUCCACCCUGCAGUCACAUCCUGCAGUCUCUGUCUCUCUGCUGCCGCUGCUGUCUCCGGGGUCUCUUCCUGCUGGGAUUGGGAGAGACAUCUGUCUGUUGUCUCAUAAGGUUACCCCACACCCAACCGAGCCGAAGUCCCUCCGAGCCCCCGGCCAUUGCAGACUGUCUCUGUAGCCGAGGCCCGUGAGAUGUGUGAGGCCCUUGCUAGCUGUCUGUGGAUCUAGUAGCCUGCUGCUAUACGGAUGCUUGUGGACCCAGAAGACUCCUGCGUGGAUCUGUGUGGCUGUCUCUUCCUGGAUAUAUGAGCGGCUGUCUCUAGACUCCUAAUGACGUCUCACUGGACAGGACUGGCCGGCCGUCUCUUAGCUUCUGUGGAUGUCUCUUUCUGCUGUCAGGAGGCCUGAGAUCUCCGGGGACAGAAAACAGGAAACCUGGAUCGUAUGUGGACUGAUACUCCGACCAUGUGCUUGAGGCCUAAGAGAAACCACAGUCCUGCAGGUGUCCCCCCACUGACGGGGAACCGUCCACACUCCUUCUGAUGGGACACGGAGUGCCGCCAUGUCAGAGGUGGGGGGUGGCUGUGGGCGCCGCCGCCUGCUGGAUGAAGAGUUCACUCUGCAGGUUUACCCUGGCAGCAUCUCCCCAGAUGUCAUCUACUGUCCAGUGCCUGCCCGCCGACACACCACAGCUGCUGAUGUCAUUGAUGCUGUCAUUACAGCACUGCGCUUGGAAAGGGCCAAGUGCUACGUACUGGCUGAGGUCAAGGAAUUUGGUGGAGAAGAGUGGAUCCUUAACCCUACUGACUGUCCUGUGCAGCGCAUGAUGCUGUGGCCCAGACUUGCCUUAGAGGCUCGUGGGUCUGGAGAGGACUAUCGAUUUCUCCUGCGGGAAAAAAAUGUGGAUGGCUCCAUCCAUUAUGGAAGUCUCCAGUCUUGGCUAAAAGUGACCGAAGAGCGCAGGCGCAUGGUUGAGAGGGGUUUCCUUCCCCAAGAGCAGGGACCAGAAUGUGAGGACCUAUGUGGAUUGCCUGAUCUAAGUGAGAGGGCGCUACUUGAGACUCUUAGAACACGCUUCCGGCAAGAGAAGAUCUACACUUACGUUGGAAGCAUCUUGGUGGCCGUCAACCCAUUCCGUUUCUUACCAAUCUACAACCCUAAAUAUGUGAAGAUGUAUGAUAACCGAAGGCUUGGAGACCGUGAACCUCACAUAUAUGCAGUGGCAGAUGCUGCUUACCAUGCUAUGCUCCGUCGUCAGCGGAACCAGUGCAUUGUUAUUUCUGGGGAAACAGGCUCUGGAAAGACUCAAAGCACAAAUUUUCUUAUCCAUCAUUUGACUGCCCUUAGCCAGAAAGGAUAUGCCAGUGGAGUGGAACAGAUAAUAUUAGGUGCUGGACCUGUGCUGGAGGCUUUUGGAAAUGCUAAGACGUCUCAGAACAACAAUUCCAGUCGCUUUGGAAAAUUCAUCCAAGUCAACUAUCAUGAGACGGGCACAGUGCGGGGAGCUUAUGUGGAAAAGUAUCUACUGGAGAAGUCUAGGCUUGUAUACCAGGAACAGCAAGAGAGGAAUUACCACGUGUUCUAUUAUCUAUUGGCUGGAGCAAGCGAAGACGAGAAGACUGAGUUUCACCUUGAUCACCCAGAAAACUAUCAUUACCUGAACCAGAGGCAACGGAAGCCGCAAAGACAGAACUGGGGAGGCUACGAUGGGGACGAUGAAACAGAUUCUUUGAGUGGGGAGGGUGAGGACCUGAGACAUGACUUUGAGCGUCUGCAGCUGGCAAUGGAGAUGGUUGGCUUCCUGUCAGCUACACGUAAACAGAUAGUUUCUCUCUUGUCUGCAAUCCUUCAUCUUGGUAACAUCCAGUAUAAGAGGAAGACCUACCGAGAUGAGUCAAUUGAUAUCUCAAAUCCCGAUACCUUGCACAUUGUUUCUGAUCUUCUAAAGGUUCGAGAAGAAAUGCUCUUGGAUGCACUGAUUACCAGGAAAACUGUUACAGUUGGGGAAAAGCUAAUCUUGCCGUACCGUCUGCCAGAGGCUGUUACAGUCAGGGACUCUUUGGCAAAGUCUCUUUACAGCGCCUUGUUUGAUUGGAUUGUCUUCCGUAUCAACCAUGCCCUGCUUAACAUCAACAGCAAGGCGAUAGAUGAAGGGAGUCAGACACUUUCAAUUGGAGUCCUUGAUAUCUUUGGCUUUGAAGAUUACGGCAGCAACAGCUUUGAACAAUUCUGUAUUAACUUUGCCAAUGAACGUUUGCAACAUUAUUUCAAUCAGCAUCUGUUUCAGCUGGAGCAGGAGCAAUAUCGUCUGGAGGGAAUAAGCUGGAGUAAUAUCAACUACAUUAAUAAUGAAGGCUGCAUCAACUUGAUCAGUAAGAGACCAACGGGACUGAUCCAGCUACUGGAUGAAGAAAGCAACUUCCCACAAGCUACUCAUCAAACCUUGCUUGAGAAAUUUAAACGUCACCAUGAAGGCAACCCCUACAUUGAGUUUCCAGCCGUUAUGGAGCCAGCAUUCAUAAUCCAGCACUAUGCUGGAAAGGUUAAAUAUGGUGUUAAGGAUUUCCGUGAGAAGAACACAGAUCACAUGCGGCCUGACGUUGUGGCCUUACUGCGCAGCAGCAGGAAUGCCUUUAUUCGUGGAAUGAUUGCUGUCAGUCCCGUCGGAGCAUUUCGUUGGGCAUUGCUAAGAGCAUUUUUCAGAGCUCUGUGGGCUUUUAGGCAGAGCGGGAAAAAUUAUACGGGCAAAAAAACUGGCUCGGGCCCCCUCAGCACACCGGGGCCUCCUGGCUCAUCUCACAAAGGCCUUUCUAGCUUUAGCUUUCUUCAGCACCCCGUCCACCAAAGGAGUUUACAGAUCCUGCAGAGGUGUCAGAACGACCAAUACAAUAUUCCUCGUCCAACUCCUCGUACUCCUCUCUCUGACCUACAAGGUGUAAACACAAUACAGGAAAGGACUCCUCCUCGGGAACUGACAUGGUCAACAAGAAGACAUCGCCUGUCAUCCUCCAACUCCUACCUGGAUGGUGGUGGAAUUUUCAUCAGCUCCUCCAGUUCCAAUGUGAACACCAGUGAUAGCAAACUACUAGAAAGGGCACAUGGCAUUCUUAUGCGAAACAAGAGCACAAAGUCUAAGUCUACUCUUCCUAAGAACCUUUUGGAUGUGAAGUCUCUGAAACAUCUGUCUAAUCUCACCCUUCAUGAUCGCAUUACUAAGUCCCUGCUACAUCUUCAUAAGAAGAAGAAGCCACCGAGUAUUAGUGCGCAGUUCCAGGCUUCUUUGAACAAGUUGAUGGAAACCUUGGGGCAGGCAGAGCCUUAUUUUGUGAAAUGCAUCCGUUCAAAUGCUGAAAAGGUGCCUUCGCGUUUCAAUGACUCACUGGUGCUCAGACAGCUUCGCUACACUGGAAUGCUAGAAACCGUCCGAAUUCGCCAGUCUGGCUACAGCUGCAAGAUUCCCUUUCAGGACUUUGUCACUCAGUUUUCAGUAUUAUUGCCAAAAAAUGCUACCCCUACCCGCCAGAGUAUCCAGGAAUUCUUUUGGAAGAUGAGUCACAGCCCAGAUCAGUAUCAAGUUGGCAAAACCAUGGUUUUUCUGAAGGAACAGGAGCGACAGUGCCUCCGAGACAUGUUACAUCAGACAGUAUUACAGCGCACCGUUCUGUUACAGCGGUGGAUAAGAGCCAUGCUGCAGCGCAAGAGAUUUUUGCACCUUAAGGAUGCUGCUAUCACUAUUCAGAGAUACUGGAGGCAUUACAAGAAAAGGUCGAGUGAAGAGGAAAUGCAAGCCAAAGAACAUACCCUUCAUCAGGCUGCUUGCAUUAUCCAGUCCUGGUGGAAAGGUUAUAAAGCUAGAAAAGAUUACCAACAGAUAACAGAAUCAACUGUUAUCAUACAGACAUUUUGGCGAAAAUCUUGGCUUCAUAGGCAGAGGGCAGCAAUAUGCAUCCAAACUGCCUGGAGGGGCCAUGUCGCAAGGAGGCAGUAUAAAUGCAAGAGAAAGGACAUUGUUACAUUACAAGCAGCAUGCAGAGGAUUUAUAACAAGGCGAAGGGUACGGUCAUUAAAGGAAGACGUGCCAAACUACUCGAUGCAGGACAAUUCCCUAGAAGAUAAUGCCGUCUUCAAUUCCCCAUUGCAAUCUCCUGACACUGAUGUUAGUCACUGGGAAGACAUCUCUGAACAAAGCCAAACAAGCUCCUUAAAUGCAGCACUCCCUGGAAGGGCUGGUGAAGUUCAGUUUAGAGAGAGACCAAAAUCCUUGGAGGAUCCUAAUCAAAGGAAGGUGGUCCGAGCCAAAAGAGAAAGCCGUCGCAUGAGAGAGCUAGAGCAGGCACAAUUUAGUCUUGAGUUGCUGAAAGUACGUAGUAGUGGAGGCGCGUCUCCAUCAGAUGAGAGGCGUUGGUCUGCAGAAUUAAUUCUAAAUAAAGUUCCAGAUACCCCUGAAAGUGAGGGGUCUUUUGGCAGCUUGGAACUUAUAAGCUGUGAAGAAAAUACACAGCCUUCUGAGGAACCUACAACAAAUGUGGAAUCUACCUACAACAAACCAUUCAGCUCCCCAACUCAUAGACAUCCUGAAAAUUCCAGUGAACUUUCACAAGACCUCUUUGAAAUACCCAGAUCUUUGAUUUCUCAAGAACCUGACUCUAAACCAGUGAGUUCUCAGAUAAGCAAAUCUGUUAGCUCACCUACGAGAGACUUGGCAAACACUCCUAGAUAUGAAACGCAGACUAGUGAUGACAAACCAACAAUUCACUCCAGUAAUGAACACCCAAGUUCUUCCAUUUCUAGCAAAGUAAGCUCCAGUUCUUCACCGGUAAAAACACACUCCAAUAGCGGGUCACCUUAUUCUCAUUCUAAUGGCAUACCUUGUGCUUCUUCUGGAGAAAACUCAAUCUCUGGUAGAGAAGAAAAUGUUUCUUUUAAUGGACAUAUUACAUCAUCUGUUGAAACUUCUUUACCAAGUCCUACAGUUAAAGAGUCUCUUGUCUCUGAUAUAAAAACUGUCCCAUCACAAAACAAAGCCUCCUCUGAGAUCCAUAAAUGUUCCACGCCCCAUCAUCCCCCUUCACCUUCAAGCAAUGCAGUUGAUAUUGCCUGGGGUUCUUCAUCCAGUUGGAGGCAAACGCCUCCUGCAUAUGAACUGUCUGAAAGUGCACCAGCCAAACCCUCCGUCCCGUUUUCUUACAAGACUCACCCUCGUGAGCCCCAACUUUCCUGUAGCCUCCCUACCUUUUAUGUCCCAAACCAGGGAACGCUGAGAACACAGGAGCACAAUGAUUUUGGAGUUGCUCCCACUGACACCGUCCUUCAGAGACUUCAGAAGCUUAAUAAAGAAAAGGAGGAGCUUCAGAAGCAGCUGCAGCAAGAAAAAGAAAGACUUAUGAUGGAGCAAAUUCGCAAAGAAAAACAAGAGUUGGAUAGACAACGUAAACUGCAGGAACAACAGGGACAUAAUCCAGAUAACCGUUUGCACUUUUCAAAGAGUACCACAAAGAAUCAGUCUGAUAGGCCUCAGUCUCUUCUGUUACAGAAUACGCACUGGAAGAGCUCUCCUGCUAAGACAGAGAUCAAAGGCUUGACCGUUAAAGGGAAGACUGGUUUAGUCUCGCACAAUAACCGUCCAGUUAGCAUGUUCUUGGAUCAAAGGGAGUUACGAGAAGCUCCCAAAGGAGAUGUGACAGGAGACAUAGGUGAUUCAGGGAGACGUCCCUGGUUGCACAGCACUGUGAAUUCCAACAUCUUUUUUACCCCAAAAGGGAACAUUAGUAGUGACUCAGACAAUUCUUCCCUUCAACCUCAUCGAUCUGCACGCAGUGAACUUCCAAGGAGGUUGGAUGCCACUGAGCCAUCUGGAAUAAGUGAGGCGCCACAUAGACGGAAAGCUCGUAUGGCACGAACCCGAUCAGAUUUCAUGACUAGAGGAGGUCUUGGGGGGGGAGACUCUGAGGAGGAUUCAGAUGAACAGGGGGAGCGGAUUCCCCCCUCUGACCCAACUGUGGAAUCAGGCAGACUGAUCCAGGCAUGUCACAGCGACUCUGAAAUGAUGUUACAGAAAAUUCAGGGUGUGGAGAGGCUCAGCAAACUUCAAAAAGCUGUGUCUCAAGGAGAGAUGUCCCGCUUACUACCUGCUCACCGCACUACAGAGCAAGACUCUAGACCUCAGAGAGGAAAAAUUCGCUUUUGGGGGAAGAUGAAAGCAGCAGAAAAGUUGACACCACAGACAGAGGUGCUAGAGAUGGACACAGAUACUUUAGGGAAAGAAGGAAUCCAUUUCAGUGAUGGGGAUCCUGGAUUAUUGCUUGUUCCUCAUAGUCCUGAUCUUAGCCGAGGACGUGAGAAGGAGAAUAAGGACCCAUCGCCUAAGGUGCAACGUAGAAGGAGUUUGAAGAUCAGUAGUGCUGCUUUGGAACCUGCACAAUGGCAGGAUGAGCGGGCUCAAAUCAUUUGCAGUGCCAGUGACUUGAAAUGUAUGGACGAAUUUUUGCUGAAAAAGAUCGGUGAUCUGGAUUCGGAAGAUGGAAAGAAGGAUUCUAUGGUUGAUGUUCUUUUCAAACGAGCUUUAAAAGAAUUCCGCCAGAACAUUUUUAGCCUCUAUUCCAGUUCACUCAUGGGAGAAGAUGGGAAAAGUAUCCGAUACAGGGACCUUGGAGCACUUUUCGAACAGAUCUUAGACAAGACCAUGAAGCAACAUCAACAAAGAAGCUGGAACGAGUCCCCAGUGCGAGUGUGGAUCAAUACAUUCAAGAUUUUUCUAGAUGAAUUUGUCACUGAAUAUAAACCUCUGAAUUAUACACCAGGGAAGACACACAAACCAGAAAGAAAGAAAAGACGGAAAAAAGAGUCAGAUAUUGUUGAGGAACACAAUGGUCAUAUUUUUAAAGCCACUCAAUACAACAUUCCCACAUACUGCGAGUUCUGUUCUUCUCUUAUCUGGAUCAUGGACCGAGCUGCUGUUUGUAAAUUAUGUAGAUUUGCUUGUCACAAGAAAUGCUGCUCCCAGAUCACCACAUCCUGCAGUAAAAAGUAUGACCACGAGUUGUCCAACCGUCACUUUGGGGUGGAACUGUCACGUCUCACUAACGAAGAUCGGACAGUUCCUGUGCUUUUGGAGAAACUCAUCAGCUACAUUGAAAUGCAUGGCUUGUAUACAGAGGGCAUUUACAGGAAACCAGGAUCCACUAAUAAGAUUCGGGAACUGAGGCAGAACCUUGACACAGAUAUUGACGGUGUGAAUCUGGAUGACUACAAUAUCCAUGUGAUUGCCAGUGUCUUCAAGCAGUGGUUGAGGGAACUUCCCAAUCCUUUGAUGACGUUUGAGCUCUAUGAAGAGUUCCUUAGAUCUAUGGGUCUUGGUGAUCGUAAGGAAACCGUGAGGAGAGUGUAUUCUGUAAUAGACCAGCUCUCCCGGACACAUCUCAGUACAUUGGAGAGACUCAUCUUCCACCUUGUCAGGAUUGCCCAGCAGGAGGAAACAAAUCGCAUGUCUGCCAAUGCACUGGCAAUUGUGUUUGCCCCAUGCAUUCUCCGUUGUCCAGACACUACAGAUCCACUGCAGAGCGUACGGGACAUUGGCAAAACCACUGCUUGUGUGGAGCUGAUUGUUGUGGAGCAAAUGAAUAAAUAUAAAGCACGUCUGAAGGAUAUCAACAGUCUAGAGUUUGCAGAGAACAAAGCCAAGAGUCGCCUGUCCCUAAUCCGCAGGUCCAUGGGAAAAGGAAGGCUUCGCUCAAAUCUGAGCCCUGUUAUUUCGGGCCGUUCCCCUGUUCCAGAUGCAUCUGGUGACCAUGGGUUAUCCACCAUUCCUUCUGAAGAUGAGUCUUCAGAGCAAAAAGAAGCAGCCAUGCAACAAGAAGAAAGAGUUUUGGCCCAGCAGAUAGAGACUCUGCAAAAGGAGAAGGAGGAGCUUGCCUAUGAAAUGCUAGCUUUAGAGCCAAGGGCUUCAGAUGAUGAGACCUUGGAGUCUGAAGCAUCUCUUGGGACUGCAGACAGCUCGGAAAACCUCAACUGUGAGUCUGAAGGGGCAGCAUCCAUCAGAGCAGAAAGAGCGCUAGUUCCGCGAGGUCCACGGUCAGAGGCGACAAGAGUACGGAGACCAGUGAAGAGAGAUAAUGACAGCACAGAUGGUGGGGACCGCAACCUUUCUUCUCCCAUCGCUUCAUCUUGCUUACCCCACCUUGGAAAAAAGAGGUUCCACUUACAUUCUAAAUCCCCCUUUUACCGGGAACCUUCUUCAACAGACUCUCAAGACUCUGGGGCCCCUGUACACUUUACAAGCCGUGGAACUUUUAAUCCCGAGAAAGGACGACAGAAAUUAAAGAAUGUCAAACAAUCUCCUCAGAAAUUGAGGGAUCCUCCAGAGAGUGGGGAUCAAAGGAUUCUGGGAUCAGAUGGCAGCUCACAAUCUGUUGUCUUGUUUGGGAACAAUGAAUUUAUGGUGUGAAGGAAGUAUAUUGUUUCCCUUGUUCUUUCUUGCCAAGAGCUGUGCCCCUCACAUAGCUUUAUCCUGGUGCCUGGUUGCAAAACAGGCAACAACCAUCUGGCAUGCGCUGCCAACACAUAUCAAGGACCAGGCGGGCCAUGUUUAACAAAAGCCUUAUCCAGCUAGCCCAUCACCGAAUUUUUUAACACUCCCUUUAUGAAGACAAACUGAUCUGAACAAAAAGAAAGAGGCUUUUAUUAUAAAUAUUAUUAUAUUAAUAUUAUUAAUUUUAUUUGUGGUUUCUAAGCCCAAUAUAAAUAAACCAUUCCCUUUAAUUUAAAGCAGCAUCUGCACUGUGGUUACAUAAAGCUUUGUAAAGUUGAAGCCUCCUGAUCUGCAUGGCUCAACUUGUCUGUGGGGAAGACCCCCACAGUUUGUCUUUUUAUCUGCACUCCAGAGACAUUGUUCAAUACCCACGCUGACGGCAAACAGAAACCUGUGUCCCUCUCGAAGACAGUAUAUUCCAUUAGUUUUGUGGGAUCCACAGCGUAUGGGCUCGAGAGAAGAUUUUUUCCAGAAAGUGGAUACUCUGCUUGGAGUCCAGCGUAAUCUUUGCGCAGAAGAGGAUUUAUGUGAAUCAGACAGAGACUGGGCAGCUUCCUCUUCACACGUAAGCCUUCUGGCUGCACAUUCUACCACGACAUAAGCCUGCUGAGCCUUAUAAAGGGCAGACACUUCCAUACUGAAUGUAAAUGCCCUGCAUCUGGUAGAUGCCACUGGGUGCAAUGGGAGACUGUGCUAUCAUAUGUAUUCAGUACAAUCUGUGUAAAUUUCCGGCUGUAAGAUUCAUUACAUUGCAAGCAAACCCAGAGCUUAUUAAAAGAACAAAAGCUGCAGAA